AUGGUGGUUGACACCAUGGUCUGCUCCUGGAUUCUAAACACGAUUUCAAAAGAAAUUAGGGCAAAUUUUGAAGGAACUGUAACUACACAAGACCUGUGGCAAGAAGUUAAAACACGCUAUGAAGGAAAUAAUGGACCGACGCAAUAUGGCUUAGCUCGUGACAUUUCUACCAUACAACAAGGUAAUCUUUCUGUUGAGGAAUAUUACUCUAAAAUUAGGCUAUAUUGGGAGGAAAUAGCUGGAAUAAGUCCACUUAUAAAAUGUGAAUGUGAUGGAAGUGAUGUGUUGAGCUAUUAUGGUUGUCGAGCAAUUAGGAAAUUUAUCUGCAUCGAUGAGAAUGCAAAAUUACUUCAGUUUUUGCUUGGACAGAAUGAGACUUAUGAAAACGUUAAGGAUCAGAUCCUUAACACUGAUAAUUUCCCAACAGUGCAUAAGGCAUUCACUAUAGUUUUGAAUAUUGAGAAAAAGAGAGCGUUGAACCUUCUCUAUCAAAAUUCACAUUCUGCUAUGAAUACCGAACUAAAAAAAUCUGCUAAAAAAGAAUUUAGUGUUAACUAUUCUAAGUAG
This is a messenger RNA of Impatiens glandulifera, 567 nucleotides long. RefSeq lists its product as uncharacterized. The transcript has a single exon. The record is from RefSeq and is a predicted model, not a curated record. Bases 1 to 567 code for a protein of 188 amino acids. Lineage: Eukaryota; Viridiplantae; Streptophyta; Magnoliopsida; Ericales; Balsaminaceae.